Messenger RNA from Gamsiella multidivaricata, 651 nucleotides. RefSeq lists its product as uncharacterized. The record is from RefSeq and is a predicted model, not a curated record. The transcript has a single exon. NCBI's taxonomy places the organism in Eukaryota, Fungi, Mortierellomycota, Mortierellomycetes, Mortierellales, Mortierellaceae. Bases 1 to 651 code for a protein of 216 amino acids.
AUGGCCGACACCAUCUUUGACAUCCCCGAGAUCUGUCUUCUCAUCGCUAAACACUUAUCCAAAAAUGACCUUGCCAGUGCCUGCCGCGUCCGCCGUAGUUGGUUCGCCCCCUUCGCAAGCGAACUCUGGCGCUCGAUUGACCCUGACCAAUGGACCAAUCACACCUUUCGCAGUGCUUUCCCACGGUAUUCAGCCUUUAUCCGCGAGCUACGGUGUGGCAGCCUUGUCCCACUCGACGUACUCGGUCUUCACUGCACUCAACUGACGCUCCUCCAUGUCCCAGGGCUCCUCAGUUACCCUGUCCUCGAACGAGCCCUACAGUCCAAUCCACGCAUUGAAGAACUCCGACUGCGUGCUGUCGUAACAAAGGAAGAUGUGCAGGGUAUCGUGGAAAUAUUCAGGACGAUGGUGGGGAUGAAAAUGCUAAAGACGUUGUCCUUUACCCAUUUCAAAAUGCCCUCAGAAGCACUGGAGUAUCUGCUAGACCAUCUAUCAGGGUUACAAUCGCUGGAAAUCGACGGAUGGGAGUGCAAGGCAUCCCCGGGUCUACUGUUGGAUCCUAUUACAGGGCUGCUGGCGCCGACCGAAGCAGCCCUGGAAGCGGUGGCAACAAGAAGUGGUAGAAGCCUACAGCCUUCGGAGCGACAAUAA